AUGGGUGGAAGAUUGACACUAAUCAAUUCAGUACUUGAUGCUCUUCCAACUUACAUGAUGUCCCUUUUUCCUAUCCCACUAGGGGUCACCAAGAGGCUGGACAGUAUUAGAAUGAAAUUUUUGUGGCAGGGCAAUAAGGAAAAGAAAGGAUUUCACUUGGUAAAGUGGAAAUCAGUGAUAACUGGGAAGAAAAAUGGUGGUCUGGGGAUUAAGAACCUAAACUUGCAAAGUAAAGCUCUUCAAAUGAAAUGGUUAUGGAAGUAUGUAAAUGGUAACCAAUUGUUGUGGGAAAGGGUGAUUGAGGCUAAAUAUAUACCAGAAGACAAAUGGAUGACCAAAGAGGUGACUACUCCUUAUGGAGUCAGCCUUUGGAGGUCCAUUAGGAAUCUAUGGGAUGAAGUGAAGAACAACUCAAAGCAAGGGUUUAUAGCAGAUUUAUGGACACUACAGGGGUGGAAUUUCAACUUCAGAAGACAUCUAAAUGACUGGGAAGUUCAGAGAGUAGCUGAUUUUCUUAACACGGUGGAACCUUUCAAUGGACUUCAAAUAAGGAAGGAUGUUCUAUGGUGGAUAGGAAACAAUAGAGGAGUAUACAAAUUGGCCAAGAAAGCAGCUCUUACUCAAGACAAUGUCAUGAAGAGAGGGAUAACCUUAUGCUCUAGAUGCUUUCUCUGUGGGGAGACUUUAGAGAAGAUUUUUUUGAGUCACAAAGGCAUCUCCUGGACUAUGCCUGGGAAAGUUUCAGAGGCUUUGGCUUUAAAGAGCUGGGAGGAAGCAAGAGUACUGGCAAAAGACAGAGGCAAAUGGAGACUUAUCCCUGCUUCAAUAUGGUGGGCAAUAUGGAAAGAGAGGAACUCUAGGUGUUUUGAGAGCAUAGAAAAUAGUGUGCAGAAAGUGAAGCUCAACUNNGGAAAGUUUCAGAGGCUUUAA
This is a messenger RNA of Solanum stenotomum, 930 nucleotides long. RefSeq lists its product as uncharacterized. Bases 1 to 930 code for a protein of 309 amino acids. The transcript has 4 exons. The record is from RefSeq and is a predicted model, not a curated record. NCBI's taxonomy places the organism in Eukaryota, Viridiplantae, Streptophyta, Magnoliopsida, Solanales, Solanaceae.